Messenger RNA from Tupaia belangeri chinensis (Chinese tree shrew), 2738 nucleotides. It is a transcript of the gene ASIC1, whose product is annotated as acid sensing ion channel subunit 1. The transcript is spliced from 10 exons. Gene Ontology annotation, cellular component: plasma membrane. Gene Ontology annotation, molecular function: ligand-gated sodium channel activity; pH-gated monoatomic ion channel activity. Lineage: Eukaryota; Metazoa; Chordata; Mammalia; Scandentia; Tupaiidae. The record is from RefSeq and is a predicted model, not a curated record. The coding region runs from base 1 to 1680 and encodes 559 amino acids. Gene Ontology annotation, biological process: sodium ion transmembrane transport.
AUGCCCAUCCAGAUCUUUUGUUCUGUGUCAUUCUCUUCUGGAGAGGAGGCACCAGGGCCUCUGGAAGAUGUUUGGGGUCCCCACCAUCACCAGCAGCAGCGGGACAACUCGGAAUCAGAAGAAGAGGAAGAGAAGGAAAAGGAGUCAGCGAGGAAGGCGGCCGACGAGGGGGAUUCGCCUGUGGACUUGGUGGCCUUUGCCAACAACUGUACCCUCCACGGUGCCAGCCACGUCUUUGUGGAGGGGGGCCCAGGGCCAAGACAGGCCCUGUGGGCAGUGGCCUUUGUCCUGGCACUGGGUGCCUUUCUGUGUCAGGUAGGGGACCGCGUUGCCUAUUAUCUCAGCUACCCACACGUGACUCUGCUUGACGAGGUGGCCACCACGGAGCUGGCCUUCCCGGCCAUCACCCUCUGCAACACCAACGCCGUGCGGUUGUCUCAGCUUAGCUACCCCGACUUGCUUUAUCUGGCCCCCAUGCUGGGUCUGGACGAAAGUGACGACCCUGGCGUGCCUCUCGCUCCACCAGGGCCGGAGGCCUUCUCCGGGGAGCCCUUUAACCUGCACCGCUUUUACAAUCGCUCCUGCCACCGGCUGGAGGACAUGCUGCUCUAUUGCUCCUACCAAGGGGGGCCCUGUGGCCCGCACAACUUCUCCGUGGUCUUCACUCGGUAUGGAAAGUGCUACACAUUCAACUCCGGCAGAGAUGGGCGGCCACGGCUGAAGACCAUGAAAGGUGGCACAGGCAACGGGCUGGAAAUCAUGCUGGACAUCCAGCAGGACGAGUACCUGCCUGUGUGGGGGGAGACUGAUGAGACGUCCUUCGAAGCGGGCAUCAAAGUGCAGAUCCACAGCCAGGAUGAGCCUCCUUUCAUCGACCAGCUGGGCUUUGGCGUGGCCCCAGGCUUCCAGACCUUCGUGGCCUGCCAAGAGCAGCGGCUCAUCUACCUGCCCCCGCCCUGGGGCACCUGCAAAGCUGUUACCCCGGACUCGGAUUUCUUCGACUCCUACAGCAUCACCGCCUGCCGCAUAGACUGUGAGACGCGCUACCUAGUGGAGAACUGCAACUGCCGCAUGGUGCACAUGCCAGGGGAUGCCCCAUACUGCACCCCAGAGCAGUACAAGGAGUGUGCAGAUCCUGCUCUGGACUUCUUGGUAGAGAAGGACCAGGAGUACUGCGUGUGUGAAAUGCCCUGCAACCUGACCCGCUAUGGCAAGGAGCUGUCCAUGGUCAAGAUCCCCAGCAAAGCCUCAGCCAAAUACCUGGCUAAGAAGUUCAACAAGUCUGAGCAGUACAUAGGGGAGAACAUCCUGGUGCUGGACAUUUUCUUUGAAGUCCUCAACUAUGAGACCAUUGAGCAGAAGAAGGCUUAUGAGAUUGCAGGGCUCCUGGGUGACAUUGGGGGCCAGAUGGGGCUGUUCAUCGGAGCCAGCAUCCUCACGGUGCUGGAACUCUUUGAUUACGCCUACGAGGUCAUUAAGCACAAGCUCUGCAGACGAGGGAAGUGCCAGAAGGAGGCCAAAAGGAGCAGCGCGGACAAGGGCGUCGCCCUUAGCCUGGACGAUGUCAAAAGACACAAUCCGUGCGAGAGCCUUCGGGGCCAUCCUGCCGGGAUGACGUACGCCGCCAACAUCCUACCUCACCAUCCGGCCCGAGGCACGUUUGAGGACUUUACCUGCUGAGCCCCGCAGGCCACUGUACCAAAGGCCUCGAUGGGGAGGGCUAGGAGAGCGAGGGGGUCGCCAGACGCCCCCCAACACUUGCCCUGGGGACGCGCCCCCCCAACUCCUGGACAGCCUUUCCUCGUGUCUGGUGAGGAAGGAGUCUUGACCCUAGAGUCCUCUCCCUGCCUCUAUCCCAUUCUUUUUAUUUUUAAUGAAACAAAACUAAUCUAAAAAAGAAACUGAAAAGAGAGAACGGGGCAAGGGACCUCAGGCUGCCGUCUCUCCUCCAUGCUGCCUCCCCUAGCUCCCAGCCUGAAUUCUGUCUGUCUGUCAUCUGAGUGUCCGCCUACAUUCUGCUGCCACCAGUCACCAAAGCCCCCUCCUGGUUAGGAGUGGAGGGGAUCCCUGGGGUCUGGAAUUUGGCCCCAAACCAGAGAAUGUACCUUAAGGGGGAGGGCUAAUGAGGGGGCUUCCCCAGCCUUAAGAGACCCUCUCAGCCCAGUGACUGCCCCCAAACCCUAGUCUCCAGGCAGGAACAAGAACCCCAGUCCCACUCUCUCAUGCCAUGUGGAAUGUCUAGGGGGUGGGGGAUCCCCUGAAGAAGUGGAGAUGGGGACAAGGUGCUGUAGGCCACAUCCUGGUACCUAUGAGUUCACCCUCACUGUAGAGCUGCUGGAGAAAAAUCCCAAGAGGCAGCCCUCCUCUCCUAUUCUGUAAAAGACCUAGCUGGUUAGCUUCCAGCUUAGGGAGAGGGGCACUGGUGCCUGACCUCACUGGUCCCUCUCCCAGAGGCCCCAAAGAGGGCCACAUCCAUAAAUUUUCUUAUGGAACUCUCCCAAGUCCUCUUCCCCAGUUUCAUUUGCUUCUCUCAACGACCUCAUCUGCAUUUUCUAUUUCUAUAUGAUACAGACUCUAUAUUGCUAUAUCUCUGUAUAUACUUCCCCUAACCUUGUCUGUCUCCACCCCAUCCCCUCUUGUCUCUGAGAACAUCCCCUCCCCACACAAGUUCCCCUUCUGUGUUCCUGUCCCUCCCCCGGUCUCUGAAUGCCUUCGCCUGUAUAAAGAGUUGGACUCUC